AUGGCUGCUGCUGGAGAUCAUGAAGGAAAGCAGGAGCAUCGUAAAGGCUCAUACGAAUGGAAAAAAGAAAAUUUGACUCCUGAACAAAUGAAGCGAACCCAGAACAAUGAAGGCCGAUUCAGUGGAAUUCCUGCUAUUCCUACUGAUAUUGGAUACGACAGUGGAAAAGAUAUCGGAGGUAAGAAGAAAAGUGGUGUCAUUUCCCAAGCAACAAGCAAUCCCGGCGUAAUUCUUGGAAUGGGUCUUACUACCCUUGCUCUGCUGGGCAUGUUCAAAUCUUCUUUCGUGGGGGACAAACUUGGUGCGCAGAAGUAUAUGCGUUACAGAAUCAUUGCUCAGUUUUUCACAGUAACAGCUCUUGUAGCUGGAGUUACCCUGUUCGGAUCAACUUAUGAAGACCCUAAUAUCAAAAAGCCAUCUCCUGCUGUAGCUUAA
Messenger RNA from Haemonchus placei, 435 nucleotides. The record is from the annotation of a GenBank genome assembly. Lineage: Eukaryota; Metazoa; Nematoda; Chromadorea; Rhabditida; Trichostrongylidae.